Molecule: messenger RNA, 2514 nt
Organism: Malassezia pachydermatis
Lineage: Eukaryota; Fungi; Basidiomycota; Malasseziomycetes; Malasseziales; Malasseziaceae
Product: rrna processing-related protein
Exons: 1
Coding region: 1-2514 (837 amino acids)
Biological process (GO): maturation of LSU-rRNA from tricistronic rRNA transcript (SSU-rRNA, 5.8S rRNA, LSU-rRNA); ribosome biogenesis
Cellular component (GO): PeBoW complex; preribosome, large subunit precursor
Molecular function (GO): ribonucleoprotein complex binding; protein binding
Source: RefSeq, a predicted model, not a curated record
AUGUCGGAGACACGUCGAGGCAGGGACCGUGCCACAGCACCGGCCUCGUCCGUCGCAACGGCGGGGGGUCGGAAGCGUGCACAGCCUGGAGCUGUACCUACGAAAGCAGCCACGGCGCCUGCCAAGUCCAAGGCGGAGCCGGCGCUGCUGGCGAACGACGCUGCGCUGGCCUGGGACGACGAUGAGGACGACGACGACGCUGCGUCGGCUGCGGACGAAGACAGCGAAGAAGAGCCAUUCCCUGAGCUGCAUGGAGAUGGCGAUGAAGACGAGGAGGAGGAUGACGACUCUGGCUUUGCCUCGGACGAAAUCGAUCAAUGGGACGACAAAGAGCUCGAGGCGCAUGCAGAUGCCGAUGCGGACGAAGACGAUUUGCGCGAAGGCGACGAAGCGCUAGCGCGGAUGAUUGCAAGGGCGCGUGUGAAGCCGGAUGAAAGCGAGCGACGUACCAACCGACUGGGCAUCGACGUGAACAUCGCCGCCAAGCUGUAUGGCGAGGAUCGGCAUGAAGAUGGAUCGAGUCGCGGACGCCUCGUGCGCUCCAAGAUCACAGGGGAAGAGAAGAUGGAGUACCCGGCCAUCGAGCCUGAGUAUGACAGCGAUUCAAGCACUGAAGACGUCGAGAACCGGGUGGGUAAUGUCCCGAUGGAAUGGUACGAUGAUCUGCCGCACAUUGGCUACGACAUCAAUGGCCGUCGUGUGCUCCGACCGGCGAAGGGAGAUGAGCUGGACAAAUUCCUUGCCUCCGUGGAAGGGGAUGGCGAUGCAUGGUUCUCUGCGCAUGACCAGACGAGUGGUCGCGACGUGAAGCUCACCGAUGAAGAGCUGGACAUUAUCCAGCGUUUGCAACGUGCCGAAGUUCCAGUGGACGACUACGAUCCGUACGAGCCUGCGACGGAUUGGUUCACACAGCACCAACAUACGAUGCCGCUCAGUGCGCGACCUGAGCCCAAGCGGCGGUUCGUCCCAAGCAAGUGGGAGCACAAGAAGGUCAUGAAGAUUGUACGUGCGAUUCGGCAGGGACGAAUUGUGGCGCAUGCGCCUGGCAAGGAACGGCCGGCCUUCUACAGCAUUUGGACCGACGCCGACGAGGCUCGCGCGGACCACCCCAUGCACAUGCCGGCGCCGAAGCUGCCGCUGCCUACGCACAUUGAGUCGUACAAUCCACCUGCAGAGUACCUAUUCAACGACGAGGAACGCGCCGAAUGGGAGGCGGCCGAGCCGGAGGACCGCAAGAUCCCCUUCCUCCCGGCCAAGUACGCCUCGCUGCGCUUGGUCCCUGGCUACGACGGUGCACUGCAAGAGCGAUUCCAGCGGUGCCUGGACCUGUACUUGGCGCCACGUAUGCGUCGUCAGCGUCUGGACAUUGACGAUCCUGAAUCACUGCUACCGAAAUUGCCUACGCCACGAGAACUGCGACCGUUCCCGACGCACACGGAUGUGAUGUACACACACACGUCGCGUGUACGAGCCGCGUCUGUGGAUCCUACUGGUGCUUGGCUGCUGACUGGCGCGGACGAUGGUCAUGUGCGUCUAUGGGACAUGGCACUGGGCCGUUGCGUUGCGACGUGGGAUGCCAAUGCAGGCGUUGCGCAGGGCGAUCGCAGCCCCGUGUACAGCGUGCAAUGGAGUCCGAACAAGCAGCAUGCGAUUGCCGCUGUGGCCAGUGUCGGCCGCGUUACCUUGCUUGCGCCGCCGCAGUGCGGUGCGGUACACACGCCUAGCCAGGCGUUCCUUACGCCGCCAGCGGCCGCCGAGGAUGCGCAGGUCGCGCGGUGGACUCGCGCGAGUGAGGCGGAUCGGGCGCGUGGUGUGUGUGUGCGCAUUCACUUGCACAGUGCCAAGGGCAGCGAGUUGGUCCCCAAGCAAGUGCGCUGGCAUACGCGUGGCGACUACUUUGCGACGGUGUGCCCUGACGCGGGCGGCGGUGCCGUGCUGAUUCACCAGGUCUCCAAGCACCGCUCGCAAGCGCCAUUCAAGAAGGCACGUCGCUCCGGCAGUUCAUCGUUUGCGGUCCAGUGUGUCGCGUUCCAUCCAUCGCGCCCUGUUUUGUUUGUUGCGACACAGCGGUAUGUGCGCAUGUACGACCUGGCUCAGCAGACGCUGGUCAAGACCCUGCAGCCGGGUGUUCGCUGGAUUAGCUCCUUGGACGUGCACCCCAGCGGCGAUCAUUUGCUGGUAGGCUCGUACGAUCGUCGUGUCUUGUGGUUCGACCUCGACUUAUCGGAGCGGCCUUACAAGACACUGCGGUACCACACACGCGCCGUCCGCGCCGUGGCCUUCCACCCACGCUACCCACUGUUUGCCAGUGCCUCGGACGAUGGAACAGUGCACGUAUACCAUGGCACAGUGUACUCCGACUUGCUACAGAACGCGCUGCUGGUGCCCCUGAAAAUUCUUCGUGGCCAUACCGUCCAAGAGGCGCUAGGUGUGCUCGGCCUGCAAUGGCACCCGACCCUCCCAUGGCUGCUCAGUGCCGGCGCUGAUGGCGACGCGCGGCUGUGGACACCAUAG